GUGUCAGAGUCACACUCCGCCCCCUUCCGUUGCUUCUCGGCUCGAGGUGAAGAUGGCCGCGCUCAGAGCUGCGGGACGCUGCACGGGCCGGCUCCUUCUACAGGCGCCGGGCGGGGGGCUCACGACCCCCAAGGCCGGCAUGUCCUUCGCGAGCCUUUCCCGUGGAAAAAAGGUGGCAUUGUCCACGAUCGGCGUGGUGGCGGCCGGCGGACUGGGGCUUGCGCUGGCUCUACACCACACCAUCAAGGCCGAAGAGCUGGAGCUGCAUGCGCCCAAGUACCCGUGGAACCACAACGGCCCUCUUUCCGCGCUCGACCAAGCCAGUGUGCGCAGGGGAUACUAUGUGUACAAACAGGUGUGCGCGGCAUGCCACAGCAUGGACUACGUAGCCUUCCGUAACCUGGUGAACGUGACACAUACGGAAAAAGAGGCCAAGGCACUUGCUGAGGAGUUUGAGGUGGUCGAUGGGCCGGAUGACAAUGGCGAGAUGUUUACAAGACCAGGAAAACUAUCGGACUACUUUCCCAAGCCCUACGCCAAUGAGCAAGCAGCUCGCGCUGCCAACAAUGGAGCUCUACCACCCGACCUCAGCCUCAUCGUCAAUGCUCGCCACGGAGGAGAAGAUUACGUGUUCUCACUGCUGACCGGAUACUGCGAGCCUCCAGCUGGUGUGACCAUACGCGAGGGCAUGCAUUUCAACCCAUACUUCCCUGGACAAGCUAUCAGCAUGGCUCCACCUCUUUACAAUGAAAUUUUGGAAUAUGAAGAUGGGACACCAGCUAGCAUGAGCCAGGUAGCAAAGGAUGUGUGCACCUUCCUGCGCUGGGCGGCUGAACCGGAGCAUGACACUCGCAAGCGCAUGGGCCUGAAGCUCAUGAUGCUGAUGAGCAUCGUAUUGCCUUUGUUCUACUACAUGAAGCGCAUUCGAUGGUCCGUACUCAAGUCGAGGAAGAUUGCGUACAAGCCACCCCAGUAGAGACCGGUGCCAGUUGGUGGACAGGCUCUCAGGCGGCAGAAAGCCUUAUGGCAUGCAAUUCACCUAAACUUGUAUAAAAAUAUAAACGGAAAUGACAAGUGGAUUAUUGGCAAAACACGCUAACAUUGAUCAGCCUGCUAUGAGUGAUGUGCAUUGUGCUGUUCAUACUUUCUGCAUCAUUUCCGCCUCGCGCAAUAACUCGGUUCCUCUUCUUCAGCCAUGGACUAUGGCUGGAGCUGAAUAAACAUAAUCUUAUGUAGA
Petromyzon marinus (sea lamprey) is the source of this 1237-nucleotide messenger RNA. RefSeq names its product cytochrome c1 (gene CYC1). Gene Ontology annotation, cellular component: respiratory chain complex III. The record is from RefSeq and is a predicted model, not a curated record. Gene Ontology annotation, molecular function: heme binding; electron transfer activity. NCBI's taxonomy places the organism in Eukaryota, Metazoa, Chordata, Hyperoartia, Petromyzontiformes, Petromyzontidae. Gene Ontology annotation, biological process: mitochondrial electron transport, ubiquinol to cytochrome c.